Molecule: messenger RNA, 1995 nt
Organism: Polistes dominula (European paper wasp)
Lineage: Eukaryota; Metazoa; Arthropoda; Insecta; Hymenoptera; Vespidae
Source: RefSeq, a predicted model, not a curated record
GUGGACAGAGACGACUAGAAUUUAAAUGUGACUUUUAAGGUCAUGCGUAUACAUUAAAAAAGGGUAGAGCAGAGUCACGGAGAACUCAGAACGUUUUUAGACAUGGCUUCGUACGUUAAGUACUUAGUUUUUAUUUGUUCUUCCGUCGUUGUGCUCGCGAGAGCAGACGAUCGCGUGCACUUCAACGAUGAACACGAGAAACGAUGGAACACACCACCAGAACUGACACCAGAGCAGGUUACCAGGAAAAAGGUAGAGACGAUAAAUGGAAGAGCUGAGGCACGAUUUCUUCCAUUCAGUGCAAGCUUCAACAUAAACUCUGGCCAGGACAAUAGCGAGGCUUUGCAAUUGGGAGCGAGCCUCGGGGGUAUCAGUGUAUCUCACAGUUCUAGUUUCUCUCAGGUUGCAACCAAUUCCUUCGGGAAUACAGGAUCUUCGUUAUCUGCUAGUCAAUCUUCGUCGUUCGCUGCAGGAUCGGCAGGAAUUUCUGCAUCGAAUGCUAAUUCAUUUAGCGUUGGUCAAACAAGUGCUUCCUCUCAAGCAAACGCACAAAACGGCCAGGCAAGUUCUGGUUCGCAGGCAUCGAUCGGUUCUUCCGUGCAAGUUCUCUCCGAUGGUUUGAUACUAGGACAACCUCAAGGUUCAAGAAAACCAAUUUGGACCAACAUCGGACCUAAUCAUGAUUUUCCUGGUCACCCAAUCUCCAACAGACCAACAUUAACUAUACAAGAAGCACCAAUCACCGCCACUAGCAGCAGCAGCAGCAGCAGCAGCAGCAGCAGCAGCAAUGGACCGAAACGACCGAUAACGUUAACGUUAGGUGGCUACGAUUCGCGCUGGCAACAAAAUAGACCACAACUCGAAACGAACGAAUGGUAUCCUAACGGGGGAAGCAACUUUCAAGGACAUCAGUGGAGGCCACAUUCAAAGCACGAGUAUGCUCAAGGCUAUCCGUCGAUUCCUAACUCGUGGUUGCAGGGUCAAGGACAGUCAACAAGCGGAGGUUCUGCUAAUUCCGCAGCUCAUGCUCAUGGAUUGAUUACUUCGGUUCAUCGAAAUCCUUAUGGACGAAACGAUGGCAACUUUGCUAAUGUCAAUUCCAUGAAUCAAGGUGGACUAUCUAUGGACUUUGUCAAAUUUCCUAGACAAACUCAUAUUCAAAGUAUACCAAGAGAAUUUGUCAGGAGCAAACAAACGUUCAAUGGCAAACAUCGAAAAGAAGAAACGGAUCUUGUAGAAGGUAUCGUAUCGGACAUCGCAGAUACGGUAUCGGAUUUGUUAGAUAUUUCGUAAUUUUAUUUCUUUUGAUCUACCGACACUAUAUUUUAGUGAUAAUUCAUUCAUUUGACUCACGAUCGUAGAGUUCGAUAGAUGAUUAACGAUCUGUUCAUUAUUUCCUUCUCAACGUUAUCUCCUUAUUCGAGGAUGCCAUUCCGAGAAAUUGAUCCACCUUGAGAGAUACAAAGAAUUAAUUAAUAUUCUCAUAAAUCUCUCUGCACAGGGAUGCAAAUUAUUAUUUAUCGUAGCGUUGUAAACGCUCUUUCAUUCAAAAUAUGAUCAAGUGCGUUUGCAAUUAUAGCAUUUAUAUAUAUUCUAUGAAUCAAAGUAUCGAGAAAUUGUAUUGAUUGUCCCAUUUACGUCACUGCAAGAUGCGUCAAAUAGGUUCCGGCGUUUAAACAGGUGAAGGUCAAAAUGCACCACAAAACCAACGAAAGAUAAUAUCGUUCGCGCUUCUAUUAAAUGAUGGUACAAAAGAUUUCCUCCUUAACAUCUGUACGUACAUCUUUACUAACAUAAGAUAAAAUAGAAGAAAAAAUAAUUAUGAAAACUUUUACUAGUCCUCUCAAAGUACUACCGAAUAUAUAAAAUUAGAAAAAAAUUCGAAACCAUUUACUAGUACUAUAGUAAUAAUAAUAUUAAUAAUUAUAAUAAACAAGGGACAUGCCAAGUUAUUAUGUUGCAACGAUAAAUACAAAUGGUUUAUUAUUAGUAUUA